Molecule: messenger RNA, 318 nt
Organism: Ostreococcus lucimarinus CCE9901
Lineage: Eukaryota; Viridiplantae; Chlorophyta; Mamiellophyceae; Mamiellales; Bathycoccaceae
Gene: Rpl36
Product: 60S ribosomal protein L36, probable
Exons: 3
Coding region: 1-318 (105 amino acids)
Biological process (GO): cytoplasmic translation
Cellular component (GO): cytosolic large ribosomal subunit; ribosome
Molecular function (GO): structural constituent of ribosome
Source: RefSeq, a predicted model, not a curated record
AUGAAGGAUAACAUUUCGGUCGGUCUCGACAAGGGACACGCGGUGACUAAGCGCGAGCUUGCCGCGAAGCCUGGUUCGCGUAAGGGGCGUUGUGGUAAGCGUGUUGGAAUGAUUCGCGGCCUCAUCCGGGAAGUGGCAGGCUCAGCACCUUACGAAAAGCGUCUCGUCGAACUGCUCAAGAACGGGCGGGACAAACGUGCCCUGAAGUUGGCAAAGAGAAAGCUUGGGACGCACCUGCGCGCCAAGAAAAAGCGAGAGGAAAUGGGAAACCUUAUGCGAAAGGCUAGCCGAAAAGCGCCUGCUCCCGAGAGCAAGUAA